Misgurnus anguillicaudatus (oriental weatherfish) is the source of this 3881-nucleotide messenger RNA. The record is from RefSeq and is a predicted model, not a curated record. Lineage: Eukaryota; Metazoa; Chordata; Actinopteri; Cypriniformes; Cobitidae.
CGAUACUCAAGACACUUCAAAUGAAUAAAUUAACUAAAAUUUGCUGCCCCAGCUCUAAAUGCCAGUGAGUGUUAAAGUCCUGUCUUGCAUGAGAAUGAUGAGAAUACAUAAGCAGCCUUCCAGAAUGCCCUCAACUAUUUAGAUGCAUACUGUACCCAUGAGUGUGGUGGUGCUUAUGGGGUGUUGCUCUGGCACGAGUGAGUAUAAAGGUGAGAGGAAAAAAACACUCACUACAAAAAUCUAGACUACAGGCGCACCUACACACUCGAACAGGUGUUCACAGCCAUCCAGCAUUGAUGAUGAUGAUGAUGGCCUGACAGCCAUAGAGAACUGCUCCAGGUGUCCUGAAACUACUGCAGAUGUUUCACAACUUACAGCUGAGCCAUAGCGAACUGUCCUGUGUGUCCUGCAACUACCGCAUACAUUCACAAGGCACCGCUAAGAUAUGCAGUGCUUCUCAUCUAGUUUGCUACCCCCUUUAUGCAUCAGAAGUUAGAAGCAAAAACAUUGACUGACCCUCAAAAUGACACAUUAUUUGAGAGAGGUGCUUAAAGAGUAUGUGACAGAGCAGUGGGUUCGAAAGAGUCGCCUGGUGAACAAAGAUGGCCACUGCAACAUCGAGUACGGCAACGUGAUGCACACAAAUCGCUUCGCCUACCUCCUAGACAUAUGGACCACCUUUGUGGAGACCCGAUGGCGAUAUGUGAUCUUGCAGUUUGUGGCUUCUUUCACACUCAGCUGGUUCCUUUUCGGCCUGGUUUGGUACUGGAUCGCCCAAAACAAUGGUGACCUUGCGUGGCAAGAACCACCUAAGGAACACCUAUCAUGUGUGGCGAACGUCAGAUCCAUGACCACGGCCUUUCUCUUUUCGUUGGAGACCCAGACCACCAUUGGCUACGGUAACAAAUACGUUACAUAUCGCUGUCCCGGAGCCAUCGCGCUGCUCAUAAUUCAGUCUCUUAUGGGCUCCAUUAUCAACUGCUUCUGGUGUGGUGUGAUCAUGACAAAGAUCGCCCUACCCAAAAAGAGAGCCAAGACUAUAAUGUUCAGCGAGUCCGCAGUGAUCUGCCCCAAAAAGGGCACCCUCUGUCUUCAGAUCCGCGUAGCCAACCUUCGCAAGACCCUGAUGAUCGGCAGUCAGAUUUAUGGCAAGCUGCUGAGGACGACGGUCACACCAGAGGGUGAAACCAUCAUUCUGGACCAGGUCAACAUUGACUUCACGGUGCACGCUGGCAAGGACAAUCUGUUUUUCGUGUGUCCGCUGACCCUGUACCACGUUAUCAAUAAAGCAAGUCCAUUCUAUGAAAUGGCGGUGGACACUUUACGUCAGCAAGAGUUUGAGCUUGUGGUCUUCCUGGAUGGCACGGCCGAGUCCACCAGCUCCUCCUGCCAGGUCAGGACUUCUUACAUCCCCCAGGAAAUCAGGUGGGGUUACGACUUCCUCCCCAUCAUCUCCCGCACCACGGAGGGAAAAUACCACGUGGACUUUUCCAACUUCUGCAAAAUGGUGGCCGUGCCAACCCCGCAUUGCUCUCGAUGCUACCACAAUGAGGCAGGGCAUCAUCACCACUCCAUAAAAAAGGGCAUUGACAACCAGGGCUUUGAGGUGAUUGACAUCGAUGUACCCAACAAUACCAAAAUGUAAAGCUCGGUAGCUCAUUGAUCAACUGUACCUCCUUGGAGAAACCAUGUAACAUUGAUUCAGGUGCUAAAACAGAAAUGCAUCUAUAUAUUUUUAUGGUGUUUUACUGUCAUAGCAUUGUAAUUGACCUAUUAUUUCAGAAAAUCAAAACCUUAAAGUCCUCGUGAACCUGAAGUCGCGAUCGCCUUUACUCCCAUGUUGUGGCGUAUUUCAGAGUAAAACAGAAUAGGCUCAUUUGAUAUAAGCAAAUUUUGCACAGAAUCAAUCACCGGUGAUUGCCACGAGAUGCAUGCCGGUUAGAAAAGUGUCAGAGUUACGUCCGAUUUGCUCUGGUGUCACGCUGACAUGUGCCACAAAACCUCUCGCAAUGGGGAGCCGGGCGCAGUUGUUCUCCACCGACUGCGUUGACAAAAAGACUUGCUGACAACAUAGCUUAAUGCUCAUUGGCCCGGGGAUGUCAGCUAAGGUUGCCAACUUUCUUACUCUGAAAUACGGGACAAAAGAUGGUCUGCCGCAGCAUUGCGGAUAUGGUUUUGUGGAUACAGGGUAUUUAAGACAUUUGUCAAAAUGGUAGCUAAUCUCCUAAUUAAUAUUCAUUUAUAACUCUUAUGCCUUGGCAACAUACGGCAUAUCCCAAAUGGCGCACUUCAUGUGGACUUUCGGUCUUGUGGCCUUAAAUUGCGCAUGCUCACUUAGUCUAUGAUUCUGUAGGGUGUCCCAUCUGUCAUUUUUAUGCUUCGAAGUGUGCUCAUCAGCGCCCCCCUUGCCCUCUUGAUGCGGUCUUCGGCGAAGCCCGCACUGCAGCAAGGCUUUGCGCACUUUACUAACCCAGAAGUCCUUGCAAAAAUUAAUCAGACCAAUCAGAUGAUGGAAGGGAGGAGCUCACACUGAUGGGAAACUUCUCUUCCUAUUUAUGGCGUGACACCCAAGUCUGUCUCAAAAUACGACUACGGUGCACCCACGUGGACUCGCAUCAAGGGGUCCCUAAAGUCUGCACUACAUGAUAUCAUCAAAGUGUGGACCACAAUUCCAGAGUGUGCCAUUUGGGACAGGGCCUAAGACAAAACACUUGUAACGCACAACAAGGGUAAAAAAUGUUAUCCCCUUUAUGUUAAUCUUCUUACGUGUAACAAACAAAAACUAGAUAACACAGAUUCUGUAAACUGUAGUUAUUUAGAGUCAUCUGUCACUGGUUAGAUCAGUGUAGCAGUCAACGCGGGAUAAAUAAAUUAGGCUCGAAAUAUGUGACAUCCUGCUAAUAUGGGACAGUUGGCAACCCUAAAUUGUCAGCUGAUGACUUCUUAAUUCUUAAAACUUCACUUGCUGUAGUAGCUUUUAUAUUUUUUUCAACUUACGACAUUUAUAUUUUUAUAUAUAUUUCUUUAAACUUGUAUUGGUGCUGAAUUAUUUGUACUGUAAGCUGUUUAUAUUUCACACAACAGAAAAUAAUUUGUAUUACCUUAGACUUAGAUUUAUACGUCACAACGUUUACUAAGUAGCAUUUUCCAGUAAUGAACAGUUCGCCUUUGUUGAUUCUACUUAUAAACAUCUUCAUGUACAUGUAUUGGUAUUUCAUUUGCAUUUGUUUCUUUCAUCUGCGAUAAAAUACGCAAACGCGAUCUUUAUACUCUGCUGACGUUUGUGGUCGACUGCGAGAUUGGUGAAGUGUGUAACUUUAAAGCUCUUUAUUCACUCCUCCCCUCACUGCAGUCGCCUGCUAAUACGCUUGUUUGACUUCAUACGGCGCCGCAAGAAUCGACAGCCGGAUGACGUCAAAGUACCGCGAGAGCGAGACGAAAUAUGAUUUCUCGCGGUACUUUGGACAAUUUAUUUUAGCUGACAUCUUGCCCUCUUUGUUCAAAUCUGACCUUUUCUUAAACCUUGCUCAAAAACAAUAUUACUGUCUUCACAUGAUAAAGAUUAAAGUGUGAAAGGUAUGAAAGUAGAGCUCUCUUUUGUUACAGGUUCAUUGCAUUGGGAGUGGUAAUAUUAACUGAAGGUUCAUUUUGAGAUGUGUUUCUAUUAAUUUCUUUUUAUCUAGUCAUCUGAAUGGUUAACAUGCAGGAACUGAUUUUAAACAUAAUGUAUUUCUGAAGAUGUUUAAAGCUCUGAAUCACUCUUGGAUGAUGUAAAUGUUGUAAAUUAAUAGAUUUUGUUAUAUUAAGAUAUUAUUUGUAUAAAAGUCAUUUUUAGUUUGUGAAUGUUUUUUUAAGAAAUAAAAAUAAAUGAAAUAGCUUGA